AUUCAGAAUACACACACGGGGCUGGAUUUGUCUGUGCCGGAAUACCAGGAGAUACGUGGGAAGAUGAUGUCUGGCCAUGUAGAGUAUCACAUUGUCGUCGUCACUCGACUGGCUGCCUUCAAAUCAGCAAAGCACAAGCCUGAAGAUGUAGUUCAAUUCAUGGUUUCCAAGAAGUACAGCGAGAUAGAGGAGCUCUACCAGAAACUAGUGGCACGAUAUCCACAGGCUUCUCUUCCACUCUUGCCUAGAAAAGUUCUCUUUGUGGGGGAAUCUGACAUCUUUGAACGAAGAGCUAUGUUCAAUGAUAUCAUGAAGUUCAUCUCCAAAGAUGAAGAUCUAGCGACGAGUCCUGAGCUACUGGAGUUUUUAGGAACGAGAUCUGCUAGUGUUGUUGACUUCAAGAGUAAAAACGUUCCCGAUGACAAGGAGAAAGAAGAUGAAGAAAAUGAGGCAUUGGAUUUUUUCAGAGAAGAGAAGACACCUGACUUAAUCUCACAGUUUUCAUCAGUGGAAAAUGCCAAAGAAGGGGAGAAGAAAGAGGAGGAAGAAGAGGAAGAAGAUUUAGACCCUCUUGGUAUAAUCAGAACUAAAAAACCAAAGAAGGCAUCCUCCUCUCCAACCAAGGAAGAGAAGCCCAAAUUAAGCAUUUUUGAAGAGGAAGUAGAUCCAGAUGAAGGACUUUUUGGCCCAGAAAAGGAUUUCUCAUCCAGUGGUCCCAGGAAGAAGAUGAAAGAGAAUCUGAAAUUAUUUGAAGAUCCAGACCUUGGUGGGGUGGUGAGACUUGGUGACUCACUGCUGCUGCCAGCUGCCUGCAGGGACAGGGAGUGUGUGCUGAACACAGAUCCUGAGGAGGACACUGAGGAGCUGCUGAGAGUCGAAGAUGAUUUAGAGAAACUCUUGAAAGUAACCCCAAAACCAAAACCUAAGGUACCAUCGAAGCCACCACUGCCUCAGAAGCCAGCAGUUGUCCCCAGAAGCACUGAUUCAUCUCCACUGGCAAAGCCAAAGGAAAACAAUAUUCAGACAAUGAAUGAAGUGGACAUUCUCCGGUAUAUUCAGGAAAAUGAAUCUAUCGAUGACCAAGAUACAAGUCUUUUUUGA
Molecule: messenger RNA, 1101 nt
Organism: Apaloderma vittatum (bar-tailed trogon)
Lineage: Eukaryota; Metazoa; Chordata; Aves; Trogoniformes; Trogonidae
Gene: HS1BP3
Product: HCLS1 binding protein 3
Exons: 6
Coding region: 64-1101 (345 amino acids)
Molecular function (GO): phosphatidylinositol binding
Source: RefSeq, a predicted model, not a curated record